AUGGGUAUCAAGCAUCUGUACCAGGUCAUCUCCGAGAAUGCCCCCGAUGCGAUCAAGACGGGCGAGAUCAAAAACCACUUCGGCCGCAAGGUCGCAAUUGUAUGUCGCAUUCCAUUGCUCAUUUUCCUUCACAUCUCUGAAUUUAUGGCUAACCGAUCAAUGAGCAUCUACAGUUUCCUAAUUGCUGUGCGCUCCGAAGGCCAGCAACUGAUGAGUGACUCCGGUGAAACCACAUCACACCUUAUGGGCAUGUUUUACCGCACGCUGCGAAUGGUCGACAACGGCAUCAAGCCUCUGUACGUCUUCGAUGGCGCUCCGCCGAAGCUCAAGUCCGGCGAGUUGGCAAAGCGAGGUGCGCGCAAGGCGGAAGCCCACGAAGCCCACGAGGAAGCUAAGGAAACCGGAACCGCGGAGGACAUUGAGAAAUUUUCUCGGCGUACGGUGCGAGUCACUCGCGAGCAUAACGCCGAGUGCAAGCAGCUGCUGAAGCUGAUGGGUAUCCCGUACAUCGAUGCCCCUACUGAGGCCGAGGCCCAGUGUGCGGUUUUGGCGCGCGCGGGUAAGGUCUAUGCGGCUGCUUCUGAGGAUAUGGACACGCUGUGCUUUGAGGCGCCGAUUCUGCUGCGUCAUUUGACGUUCAGUGAGCAGCGGAAGGAGCCUAUUCAGGAGAUUCACUUGGACAAGGCGCUUGAGGGGCUGAACAUGGAUCGCAAGCAGUUCAUUGAUCUCUGCAUUCUUCUGGGCUGCGACUACCUCGAGCCUAUUCCCAAGGUCGGACCCAGCACCGCUCUGAACCUUAUUCGCGAGCACGGAAGCCUGGAAAAGGUUCUGGAAUAUAUGAACGACGACCCUAAGAAGAAGUUCGUCGUUCCCGAAAGCUGGCCCUAUCAAGACGCCCGCGACCUUUUCGUCACGCCAGAUGUGCACCCAGCAGACCACGAAAGCUGCGACUUCAAAUGGGACGCACCCGACAUUGACGGCCUGAUUGCAUUCCUAGUAACAGACAAAGGCUUCAACGAAGACCGCGUCCGCAACGGAGCCGCCCGCCUGACCAAGAACCUCAAGAGUGCGCAACAAUCCCGACUCGAAGGCUUCUUCAAGCCGAUGGCAAAGACAGACCAGGAAAAAGCCAGCUUAAAACGCAAGCAUGACUCCAAGCUGCAAGACCAGAAGAAGCGCAAGAAGGACGAAGCCAAGGCGAAGAAGGAGGCCAAGGCCAAGCCGCGUGCUGCCGGCUAA
Messenger RNA from Penicillium atrosanguineum, 1239 nucleotides. RefSeq names its product multifunctional nuclease RAD27 (gene fen1). Gene Ontology annotation, cellular component: cytoplasm; nucleus. Gene Ontology annotation, molecular function: 5'-3' exonuclease activity; 5'-flap endonuclease activity; DNA binding. The transcript has 4 exons. The record is from RefSeq and is a predicted model, not a curated record. Bases 1 to 1239 code for a protein of 412 amino acids. Lineage: Eukaryota; Fungi; Ascomycota; Eurotiomycetes; Eurotiales; Aspergillaceae.